This is a messenger RNA of Neoarius graeffei (lesser salmon catfish), 9211 nucleotides long. RefSeq names its product plexin b2b (gene plxnb2b). Gene Ontology annotation, biological process: negative regulation of cell adhesion; positive regulation of axonogenesis; regulation of GTPase activity. The record is from RefSeq and is a predicted model, not a curated record. NCBI's taxonomy places the organism in Eukaryota, Metazoa, Chordata, Actinopteri, Siluriformes, Ariidae. Gene Ontology annotation, cellular component: semaphorin receptor complex. The transcript is spliced from 39 exons. Gene Ontology annotation, molecular function: semaphorin receptor activity; protein binding. Bases 647 to 6247 code for a protein of 1866 amino acids.
CCCCUUCUCUCUCUCUCUCUCUCUCUCUCUCUCAGCCCCCGCCGUCUUGUUUUCACAGCAGCAGGCUACACUUCUUCUCCGUGCAGACUACGUUAACGGCGCGUUGCCCGGAUGUGGAUGCGAGCAGGUCUCGCCUCCGUCGCGAACACACACACACACACACACUCUCUCUCUCACACACACACACUCUCCCGCGGGCAGCGAGCGCACCUGGACGCGUCAUGUGACCCGCUACCUGGACGCGGAGAGAGAGAGAGAGAGAGAGAGAGACUGUUAUUUUUGCUUCGGUGCUUUUUGUGAUUGUUGAAUGGGCGGCUCGGGCUCCGAACGCGCGCGGUCUUAAAUGCUGUUAUUCUCUCUGCAAAAGUAAGAUGUGAACUUUUUUUUUCGUUGGCGUCAUUCUGGGGGAAUUUAUUUCUCGGGGCUUUUUUUUUUAAUUGAUUGUAUUUUUUAAGCCAAAACCACAUCUGGAGGUGCCUGAGCCACUAUUACCAAGGUCUCCAUCCAGCCAUUCGCUCUGGCUUUAGUUCAGAAUUGCAUUGCUUCACCGAGGGGGGAAAAACAAAGAAUCAAUUUUAGAAUCGAUUGACUAAAGGACUGGAGAGUCCUGGACAGCAACAGCUGGUUGGACUGAGUGGAAAGAGAGAUGGGAGAUUGGGUGUGGAUGGUCCUGCUCUCGGUGUGUGUCUCCUCCUUUUCCAGUGAGGGGACAGUUCUGGAGUUUUCCACCCUCACACACAUCAACAAUGUAGUGCAGGACCCUGCAACGGGCCGAGUUUACCUGGGUGCAGUCAAUGCCAUUUACCAGCUGGACGCGUUCCUCAAGCUGGAAGCGAAAGCAGAGACGGGGCCUAAGAAAGAUGCUCGAAGCUGCACGCCCCCUGUGAGCACCUCCACGUGCAUGUCUGCGGACCUGAAAGACACGAACAAUGUCAACAAGCUCCUUUUGGUGCACUCUGCCAACAGAUCUUUGAUUGCGUGUGGGAGCGUGUACCGAGGGAUCUGCUCGCUGCUGAACCUCAGCAAUGUGAAUCAGCAGAUCUACUACAGUGACAGUAAAGGAGAGAGGACGUACGCUGCCAGCAUCGAGGACAGCGUUUCGGUCGUCGGUAUCAUGGCCACAUUCCAGUUCAAGGAUGACCCGGAGAAAAAGCCAUUCAGCGUCUUUCUGGUUGGGAAGGGUUACGGCAGUCAGGAGGACAACCCAAAGCUCAUCACUACACGCAUCUUGGAGAACUACAAAGAUUGGGUUGUGUUCGAGAGCAUCGUGGAGGCCUCUGCGGUCCAGGCCAUACCUUUUGCACCCAAGUACCAGCACCAAUUCCGCUUUGUCUUUAAAGACUCCGGCUUUGUGUAUUUCCUCUUCUCACGCACUCAGGGUGGGACUGACAACAAGAACUUCACAUUCGUAUCCCGUCUGUGUGAGAAAGACGAAGGUUAUUACUCUUACACCGAGCUGCAGCUGAACUGCAGCGCAAACGGCGUCCACUAUAACAAAGUCCAGGCUGCAUAUGUGACCGAGCCAGGAAAGGAGCUAGCUCGCGCCAUGCUGGAUUCUGGUUCAUACGGAACCAUUACGGUCUGGGAUAAAGUGCUGUAUAUAGUGGCUACUCCAGAUGGUGAAAACGCAACGGACUCGGCUCUUUGCAUGUAUCCGUUAAAGCGUAUUAAUGAGAGGGUGGAGGACAUCCUCAGUGCCUGCUACACCGACUACGGAAAGAUUGGAGGAAGACCAGCUGUUUACAGCCCUUAUACAUCCAGUGCAAGCAAUCCAUGUGCCCAUCGACAUAGUAAGGAGAUCGUGGACCAAAACAGGUGUGGAGCCGAGUUCCUCCGUUCUCCGCUGGCCAGCACGCCAGAGUUCGCCCUGCAGGCAGAGCCAUUCUUCACCAAACGGGCUCGAGGUCAUCUGACUGCUGUGGCUAUUGCUGUGGAAAAUGACCACACUAUUGCCUUUGUAGGCAACACCAUAGGAGAGGUAUUGAAGGUUCAUUUGUCAAGUAAACCAGAGGUGUACAACAGGGUUCCUGGGGACACCAUGGGCGAACACGUGAAUAAGAAUCUUUUCUUUGACAAGACCCAGAGUCACAUAUACAUCACGACGGAGAAAAAGAUCACUAAGGUGCCAGUGCAAUCGUGCCACCAGAAGAUUGACUGCAAGUCCUGCGUGUCCCAGAAAGACCCAUACUGUGGCUGGUGUGUCCUGGAGGGCAGGUGUACCAGGAGGUCGGAGUGCAGUCGAGCUGAAGAGAAGAAUGGGUGGCUUUGGAGUCCCAGACAGCAGUGUGUUAAAAUAGUUUCUUUUCAUCCUCCCAACCUCAGCUGCAGGAGAUCCCAGCAGGUUGAGAUCAACAUUCCAUCGCUGCCCAGCAUCAGAGACUUUGACAGGAUCCAUUGCACAAUCGGUUCAAUCUGGAGUAAAGCUGCCAUGGUGGACUCGAUGGUCAGAUGCAACCUGCCUCCCCCUAACCGGCUUCCACCUACACCUCCACACCAAGAUUCGGUGGCAGUGCCGGUGAGGAUCUUCGUGAACGACAGCGUGGAGGUGGCCUCCCGUGACUACGAGUUCUACGACUGUGCAGCGGCAGUGCGCAAAGCGGAAAACACUCCAUGUAUAGCGUGUGUGAGCAGACCGUGGGCGUGUCAGUGGAAUACUGCUGAUCACACGUGCUCCGAUAUGAACGAUGCUGAAACGGGGCCCAAUAUCAUCAAACACAGACAGACAAAGAAAUGUCCACGGUUCGAAAACCCAGAUCCCAUCCUCAUUCCGGUGGGAUAUAAGACUCGCAUCAGUUUUGAAGGAGUAAAUCUGGAGCCCUAUAAGGGCAGAGAGUUUACCAUCGGUACAGACCUGAUGAAACAGUUUGAAGAUGAUGUAAAAACUGAAGAGGGUCCAUUUUUCUCCUUCAAUGGAUACAUGUUUUUGUAUGAUAAGGCACAGGAGACCAGCAUCCUGUUCCAUAUUAAAGACAAGUACACAGAGAAGAUGAUUGACAGCACACUAAACGUAACACUGUAUAACUGCUCGUUGGGCCGGGAGGACUGCAGUCUGUGCAAGAACACAGACUUCAAGUACAAUUGUGUAUGGUGUGCUCGCUCACGCUCCUGUGUGUUUCAUAAACUGUGUCCCAGCGACGAGGAGCAGGAGUGCCCAGACCCUGUCAUCUCAGCAAUAAGUCCUCGUUAUGGUCCAUUGAAGGGAGGCAUCUCUGUCACCAUUAAAGGUUCAAACUUGGGAAUUCACAAGGAUGACAUCAAGAGCAUCUCUGUAGCAGGAGUUCCCUGCAUCCACCAGGAGGAGAAAUACUCCGUUUCCACAAGCAUCGUGUGCGAAAUUGGUCAAGUGAUCCACCGAGGCCCGCAUCAAGGACUCGUGAAGGUCGAGGUCAAAGGAGAAAGGAGAAGCAAAUCCUCAGUCUUCUUUACUUACCGGGACCCCAAGCCUGAGGCAGUGCAGCCCAGACGCGGUCCCAGAGCAGGAGGAACAAUCAUCACCAUCACCGGCACUGACCUUGAUACGGCUUCGAAGGAAGACAUUGACAUCUCUGUGGGUGGAGUGGCAUGUCCAGUUGAGGAGUUUGGAAAGCAGAUCACAUGUAAAGUGGGGCAGUACAGGAAUGAAAAAGUGCCCUCUGACCCCCUGCCCGUCACUGUGCGCUACGGGAAACACACCAGCAUCCAGGUGCCUUCCCUCUUCCAGUUCUCCAGCAACCCGGAUAUUUCCGACCACCAGCCCAGAAGCAGCUUCGACUGCGGUGGGAGAAAGAUCAGAGUGAUGGGCUCUGGUUUCGACCUCAUACAGAAAGCCAUCAUCAUAGUACAAGCUUCAGUUGAUGAAUGGUCUGGACUUCACACUCCUAUGGCGGUUAGUCAGGACGCUCACAGUAAGAACGACACUGUGCUGCAGUUCCUCUCCCCUGCUGUGAACAGAACAUAUGAGAGCCAGUCUUUCAGAACUUUCAUCCAGCUCGACAACCUGAUCGAGGAGCUGAAACCAUUUGAUUACCACCCAAACCCCACCUUCAAUGAACUUCCCAACAAAGUCAUCCCGGAGAACAGCAUGAUCAUCGUCACGGGUCGGGGAUUUUCCAAAGCCAUGACAGCGAAAGAAGCGGAGGCUUUUGUGGGUGAUGUAUCCUGUAAUGUGAACACUCUUCAGGAUGAUAAGCUGUUCCUGGAUCCACCCACCACCACCCCGAGAUCUCGUUCCAAGAGACAGCGGAGAGACACGACAUCUGAACUGCUAGACCUUCUGAUUAAGUUUGGUAAUGGUGAGUGGGUGGUUGGCUCUGUGCACUAUGAGAGGAAGUAUGAGGUGAAACUGGAUACAAUUAUCAUCCCUGCAGUUAUCGUUCCAAUGCUGCUGAUCAUAGCAAUCUCAGUUGUAUGCUACAGGAGGAAGAGCCAGCAGGCAGAGCGGGAGUAUGAGAAAGUGAAGCACCAGUUAGAGAAUCUGGAGGAGAGUGUGCGUGACCGCUGCAAAAAAGAAUUCACAGACCUGAUGAUCGAGAUGGAGGACCACACGAAUGAUCUAAGUGAGGGACGUAUACCAUUUCUGGACUAUAAGACCUACACGGACCGUGUCUUUUUUCUGCCUUCAAAAGAUGGAGCCAAUGAUGUCAUGAUCACCGGCAAGCUGAAUAUUCCAGAGUCCCGCAAAGCCACAGUGGCGCAGGCCCUUAACCAAUUCUCCAACCUGCUGAACAGCAAGACCUUCCUCAUCACAUUUAUCCGGACUCUGGAGGCUCGUCAGGAUUUCAACGCAAGAGCUAAGGUGUACUUUGCCUCUCUGCUGACCGUGGCCCUGCAUGGGAAGCUGGAAUACUAUACAGAUAUCAUGAGGACGCUGCUUUUAGGGCUUAUGGAGGAGUAUGUGCAGAGUAAAAACCCCAAACUCAUGCUUCGCAGGUCAGAGACGGUGGUUGAGAGGAUGCUGUGUAACUGGAUGUCGAUCUGCCUCUAUCAGUUCCUAAAGGACUCUGCAGGAGAACCUUUGUAUAAACUCUUCCGAGCCAUAAAGCAUCAAAUAGAGAAAGGCCCGGUGGAUGCACAGGUGAAGAAGGCAAAAUACACACUCAAUGACACAGGCCUGCUGGGUGACGAUGUGGAGUACUCCAUGCUGACCCUACAGGUGUUGGUUCAGGGGGAGGGUCCUGACAUCACUCCGGUGAAGGUGCUGGACUGUGACACUAUUUCUCAGGUGAAAGAGAAGAUCAUUGAGCAGGUGUACAAAAACCUACCCUACUCACAGAGGCCAAAAGUGGAUAGUGUCACACUUGAGUGGCGCCCUGGCUCCACAGGGCAGAUCCUGUCAGAUCUUGAUGUGACCUCCCAGAAAGAGGGCAGAUGGAGACACCUUAACACGCUAGCACACUACAAUGUUCGAGAUGGUGCCAUGCUAAUCCUUUCCAGGGUUUUACACACACAGCAGUCAUACGACCAAAACCAUGACAACCAUGAGGAGAGAAAUGCCCUGCUGGAGGAUGAUAAAGUGUUCCAUCUGGUCAGGCCGGCUGAUGAGCUGGAUGACGUGAAGUCAAAAAGAGGCAGCAUUAAGGAUAAGUCCAUGACCAAAGCCAUCACAGAGAUCUAUCUCACUCGUCUGCUCUCGGUCAAGGGCACACUGCAGCAGUUUGUAGAUGACUUCUUCCGCAGUGUUCUCUGUUCAGGAACCGUGGUGCCACCUGCCAUUAAAUACUUUUUCGACUUCCUAGACGAGCAGGCCUUAAAACAUGAAAACGUGGAUGAGGAGACCAUCCACAUCUGGAAGACCAACAGUCUCCCACUAAGGUUCUGGGUGAACAUUUUGAAGAACCCUCAUUUCAUCUUCGACGUCCAUGUGACAGAAGUGGUUGAUGCCUCAUUAUCGGUCAUUGCUCAGACCUUCAUGGAUGCCUGCACUAAAUCGGAGCACAAACUCAGCAGGGACUCGCCAAGCAACAAACUUCUCUAUGCAAAGGAGAUCUCCACAUACAAAAAGAUGGUGGAUGAUUACUACAAAGGAAUCCGAGUCAUGGUGCCAGUCAGUGACCAAGACAUGAAUACACACUUAGCUGAAGUGUCACGGGCCCAUACUGACAAACUGAAUACACAAGUUGCCCUCCAUCAGCUGUACCAGUACGCCAGCAAAUACUAUAAGGAGAUCAUCCUGGCUCUGGAUGAAGACCCUGCAGCUCAGAGUAAGCAGCUCACAAUACGACUCCAGCAGAUAGCCGCGGCUCUCGAGAACAAAGUGACGGCUCUCUAACCCGUCCACAGAGAGACAGACGGAGAGAAAGAGAUUGACAUGGAAUGAAACCGCCGCUGGUCACAUCAGACUCUCGGGCAGAAGAAGGAAUAGUUAAAGAAUAAAAAUCCCUUGGUGUGUAAUUAGCAUAUAAAUAUAAUCAGAUGUUGAAUUUCUUCCUGUGUAGAGAGAGAAAAAAAAAAGGUUUUAAGAAAUGUACGAUAUAUUUUUUUUAAUGUGCAGGUCUUUAUGCGGAAAGCUUUAUAUGGAAGAAAUAACUUUUUAAAUUGACAGCCUUGUGUUGAUUUUGUUUAUAAAGUCUCUGUGUAAAUGUGUGUGAGUUGACUGUUCAUUGUUCACACAUAGGAUACCUAAAUUCUGACCAAAUGGGAGCUGCUCAGUCAUUGGUAUUGAGCACUGCUCUGUGUGUGUGUGUGUGUGUGUGUGUGUUCAUCUUGGAAUCAUGACAUAUGCAUUGUUCAGUCAAACAUUAUCAAACACAGUCACUGUCUGAAAGCACAUACCGGUAGAAGUUUUUCGCAGCAGGGUUUGUUUGUGUUUUUCUAUUGAUUCAGACGUGCUGAGCUUUUGGUGUCACCUUCUGAAUCUGAAGAAACACUGAAAAAUCCAGCGUUAUGAUCCCUCGAAGAACAUUUCCUAUCCAUCUCCUUAAUUCACCAAAAUAGCACAGACAAGAGUUUGUUUAGGCAAUAGUAGUCAAUCUCUCUCAACACAAGGCGUGUCAUUUUUCUAUGUAAAGUUACAAAAGGUUCCUUUAUUUGUGUACAGCCAUUGUUCAUAUCAGGAAUACCUUUACUGUUUUACGUAAUGCACAAUAUCAGUUCGUCUCAGAAAUAGACGGUAACAUUUUAUGGUGCGACGUAGUAAAUGUAAAAAAAAACAACAAAAUUAAGGGCAAUUCAUGUCCCAGAUGAUUACAGCCUGUAUUUCCUCUAAGAAUUGCUGCAAUGUGACUGAAUCAAACACUCUGUUGCCCUUUUUUUAAUAUACGCUCGGCCUAAUGUUCAAUAUAAAACCACUCGACUGGGGGUUUUGUCCAGGACUUGAGUUUUUUCCCCGUAAAUCUCUGUUGACUCUUGGUUGACACCAUUUUCCAAACAUUUCACAGUAUGUCCUUUUUUUUUGCCAGCAAGUACACAAUUUUGCAGGCUGGUAGACUUUUUAUUCUUGUUCCUUUCCGGGUUUUUUUUUUUUUUUUUUGCAUAGUCUGUGCAGUGCAUUCGGAUGAUUCUAUCCUCAACUUCAGUUACGUGCAGAAAUUCAUGACCUAGACGAGCACUUAGGAACAAGUGGCUGCGGCGGAAGUGGCUUACGGUUUGGUACGAAACUAAACGGUACUUUUUUAAUCUGAUCUGGAUUGCAUCAUAUGAAUUGUAAAAGAAAAUUUGAAAACGCCUGCUGUGCUUUUUAUUAAUGUUUCAAUAUUUGUACUUAUACCUCUAGAUGUCAUAAAUGUAAGCACCAAAUACUGCAAUACACAGAAUUCCUUCUCACUGUUGUUGAGUACUCUAAGCGUUUAAGGUAGCCUCUUAAUUUUUUUUAUUGUCGUGGUUGUUUUUGUUCUAUGAAGCCGUUCAAUGUUGCUUUAUUUGUUGAUCCAAGAUCAUUUUUGAGAUCUCUGAAAAGUCAAUAGUGACAGAGAUUAGGAUUUAGGAUUAGGAUUGGUUAGUCAAACCUGGUUCUUGAUCACCAUGAAUCCCUUUUAUUUAAUCCUCUUUUGGAGCUGUACCUCUCAGGGCUCGUCUUGCCCCUGAUUUUACUGCCAGUCGGAUACAUUUCGGCCUCUGAAUAGUGGGAGUUACUCUUUGAAGUAAUGCCGGUCCAUUUUGUCGCUGAACAGUGUGGGGCGUUGUGAAGAAGCCUUGUGGCGCUUGGCACUGCCCACUCAAUUCCCCUGCGCUGUAAUGAAAGCAGCAGGAGCCGUGUUUGAUCUUAAUUGCAUGUGGGCUGCUGACACCAUGCUUUUCAAAACGCACGCAAUGUUCCUCGUUUUUCAUUUUCCAUUCACCAAGCCCUUAUCCUCCGAUAGCUCAAUGUAAAGCUUCUCUUCUUCAGCCUUUCUUUCACCAAAAUGUGCCUUAAAUGAUCAGUGUUACAUCUUUCUUUUUUUUUGUUUUUGAUAAUCGAUGAUGUUUGGUGAUAAUGGCGAGUUUUAGUCAUAGGGCGCUUGCAGUGUAUUUGCAGCCGUGGUGUUGAGUCUAAGUAGGAUCAUUUUGUGCCGUAGUCACAAUGUGCCAAUAGGCUAAUCAAAUAAGAGAGAAAAAGGCAGUUUUUAUAUCAGUGUGCAUCUUUGGGGCGUCUAUGGUUUGUGUGUGUGUGUGCGUGCUUUUGUAGUUGUAUUGAGAACAAGCUUAGAUUAGUUUGAACUAAACUAAGCUGUUGUGAAUGUAAAAUACUUCCCCCAAAGCAUCUGCGACUUUGCUUUUAUUCCUCAUCCAAAAGGAGAAUCUUCAAUAGAGAAGUGUUGAGUAGCACAGGGUGUUUCACUGUUGUGUUAUCCCUUAGAGCUAUAAUUUGUUUCGAUGCUAUUCCAUAGUGUGUAUGACAAAUAUCUAUACUCGAUGACCUUCUUACUGCUGUGCAGUUAUUUUUAUUCUUUCAUGUCCUAUGAUAUUAUAUGCCUUUGUAUCAACAGAAAAGUAAAUCUGUCAACAACGUAUUCUUGUGUAAUAUCCUAUGCAUUUGAAGUCCUGGAAAAUGGCGAAAUGUUGUGCUGUUAUCAAGAUGUUUUUUUUCCACCCCUUUUCCCCCCUUGUGGUUGUAUAGUGAAAGCAGAUUCCUGGGACUGUAACGUACAGUAAGGCAGGAGAAUAAAGAUUAGCCGUGGCUCUUUCAGGCCUGGCACCUCAGAAGAGUUCUUACAUGCCUAAUCUGUUUGUACUGAAGUGCUCGCCGCUCAGCAAGGGUCAAGGCCUGACAAAACACCUUGCGCCCUUACGUCAAUAAAGAGACACUUCCAUUUCA